AUGGAUUUCCUCCAAACGAUCGAAGAUCCACGUCAUACACCUGGAAAACGACACGGUUACGCAAAGGAGCAAUUAUCACCUCAAGCAUUCUUCAGUAAUAAUCAAAAAUCCCUAAUUAGCAGUUUUAUCACCACUCCACCUGUUGCUAAGCCACAAAAUCACCUCAUUGGCUAUAAUAUCAGUAAUGCUGAUAAAUUUUAUCAAGUCAAGGAACAGCAACAGAAACGUAGCAGCUAUGCGCCACUAUAUCCGUCCCAGAAAUCUGCAUUUUUUGCAUACAGAAACUCUCCGAAUCAGAAACCACCGGGAAAACAGAUAGAGCCACCGACUAUUAUCGAUGGCUUACCAAAUGAUGACAUCUUGAGGCCAAAGCCAAGAUAUGCAACAUCUAAUGGUGUAGCACAAACAGUGAAAGUAAAUAGAAUUGAUGGCAAGCAAGAAGGUAUGAUAGCGCAACAGCGAUCAACAAAAGUAACAUGUUCGGAAUUUGGAUUCAGAGAGUUACCGAUGACAGUGGAAAAGAAAGUGGAUGAUUUAUUACGAUCAAAAAAUUUUAAAAAUAUUUUAAAUAAAUUUCAGAUAGCAAGUGAUCGUGUACUGCAACAACAAGAGCAACGAGAACGAAUUCGAUUGAAUGCAAACGAUCAUAAAUCGGAUAAAGGAUUCAACAUUCCAGAUUGGGAACAAUCAAUCAAAGUUGCACAUUCAGAACGUAAUUAUAAAUUGACGAAGAAUAAACAACAAAAUUUACGAGCAUUUACAAUAUCUCUAUCAACUGAUAGGAAAAAUAUCCGUAACAGUUUACCAAAGCAAUGGAUUAUGAAGGUAAAUGAUACGCACGUGGGGAUGGACGUGGAACAACGAUCACCAACAAUGUCUGGCAUAUCAACCAUAUCACAAUCAUCACAAAUAUCAUCCUCUCAUAAGCCGCCAAAUGGAACUAACAAUUUAAGAUUGGUAAGUAUGAAGCAACGAGCAUUCAUCGAUAAUUGUUCCCACCGAAAUGAACCAAUGAUGCGUCGAGAAUUUCGUUAUGCUCAAAGUACCAAUCAUUCUGGACCAAUUCGAGAAAUUGAUGCCCAAAAAAAUUUAACUGACGGCACAUCAUCCUCCUCUCACGGUUGCAUUAUCAGAUGUGCUUCAACAGAAAGCUACAAGAAGUUUGCACCACCUGCACAGAUGUCAAUGUCAUCAAAUGCGUCAUUAAUACCGCUAUCGGAAUCGCGAACAAUGAAUCGAAAUAUCAGCAGUGAAACGGAAGACAAUGAUUCGACGGCAUCUGUUAUCGGACUCUAUAAGCAGAUGAGACAAUUCCAGAAUAAUUUUAUGCAUUAUCAGCUUUUGCAGAUGACUUCAAAUCAUCUUGAAAUAUUAGAAUAUGCUUCAUUACAUCUAACCAAAUUUUUCCUAAAUCGUACUUCAAUGAUAUCAAAAGCAAAUCUGCAAAAGUUGAAAUUGGAUGACUUAAUUUUCGAAUCAAUGAUACCGAUCUUCUCGAAAUGUUCCACACAUUUCUUUAAUGCAUUUUUACCACAUGAUGGCUUUCUCAGUUCGGCAAUCAACGUGAUAGCUGAACCUGUAAGCAUUCAUCCCAAUCCAGUGAAACUUGACCUUUCGGUUGGAAACAUAUGGAAUCCGCCAACACUUGUAGAAAUUAAAACAAAACAAAAUGAGGAGCAACGUAUAUUUCGAGGUACUCUGCAACAACGAAAUAAUCAAAAAUAUCGCUUUUUAAUUAUUCCACGAUAUAAUUUGUUCACAUUCGGAUCAUUUGCUGCUAAUUAUCGACAAGAAUCACUUAAAAUGACGAAUAAGAAGCCCAUCAUAGGAUUAUGUGAUUAUGGUCUAAAAAUACUUUCAACAUUGUUAAAUUUAAACCGUAAUUCGCUAACAAAUUUUAUAUCUCCCAUUCAGGAAUGCGCUAAAGCAUUGCAACAAGACAAAUCCAGUUCGUUGACAGAAGCAAAAAAUGCUCUAGAAUUUGGAAUGUUUGUUGGCCAUGAUGCUUCAUUUAGCGACGAAGAGGAUGUGCAAGCUUGGAUUGACUCGAAAAGAGCUGAUUAUGUUAAUUAUCUGUUUCGUGAAGUGGCUGGCGGUUCCUGUUCGCCUAAUGAAGUAUACGAGCGGUUGCGUUUGCAGUUCUUGCUCUCCAUUACACCACGAACACUGUUGAAAAUGUUUGAAAAUAUGAAAUCCGCCAAAAUUUUAAAUAAAAUUUCGUUUUAUGUUUAA
Molecule: messenger RNA, 2232 nt
Organism: Acanthocheilonema viteae
Lineage: Eukaryota; Metazoa; Nematoda; Chromadorea; Rhabditida; Onchocercidae
Source: the annotation of a GenBank genome assembly